This is a messenger RNA of Asterias rubens (European starfish), 4656 nucleotides long. Its product is annotated as ankyrin repeat and fibronectin type-III domain-containing protein 1-like. The record is from RefSeq and is a predicted model, not a curated record. The transcript is spliced from 24 exons. The coding region runs from base 215 to 3547 and encodes 1110 amino acids. Gene Ontology annotation, molecular function: protein binding. Lineage: Eukaryota; Metazoa; Echinodermata; Asteroidea; Forcipulatida; Asteriidae. Gene Ontology annotation, biological process: regulation of establishment of bipolar cell polarity; establishment of mitotic spindle orientation; signal transduction. Gene Ontology annotation, cellular component: spindle.
UUAACUGGGAUUGGAGACGUAAGACAAGCAAAUUUGAAGAUCAGAGUCAUCGUCGUGUAUUGCUGAGGAGGAAGAAAUUGCGUUGUUUUCUACUCCAUGUGGUUUCCGUUGAGAAGGAACGCAAAAGCUUUGUGAGGAGACUGAUAAACUUGACAAUUUACUGGGUUAUUUUUGGGGGGGAAGUAUUUCUGGCCUUCAUGACACAAGGAACUUGAUGAAAGCUGAUAAAAUGUAUACCACCUCUGCAUCGGCAGCCGCCCAGAUGAAAGCUGCAGCCCACGAGCGUUGGCUGGCCGCCUUCAAGAAGGUCUUAAGGAGAAACGCGAGAUUCCUGCAAGAAAUCUCUAAAGGGGCGGCAUGGAGAUUGGAAGAUGAUGAGACCAGGAACCCACCACCGUCUCCGUCCAUCGAUGACACUCCCUUCGCUCGUGCCACCUCGCAGCCUUACUAUGCUGUGCCGCCAAAGUUCACGGAUGAGGAGAAAUCCAGUAAGAGCAACGGGAGCAGUGGUCUCGUCAAGCUUGCCCGACGGCUCAGCCAGAAGGGUGACAGGAGAGAAAAUAAGGGUGACAAACCACCCUGUAGACAGCGUUCCAUCAGCGUGGACAGUAAUAGUGAAGAGGAUCCCCUAACUAAUUUGGACCAUUGGCUCUGGCCCGUUGUUUUACCCGGGAGUGACGCCAACCCAAUCUUAAGACUUAAAUCUGGUGAUGUUCGGAAGGCCCAUAGCAUGGAGAAUCUCCUACAGCAGACCAGCGAUCAGAGCAAAGCGUCCUCCAUUCCACCUUCACCGACGGCGCCCCAGAAGCUCCAUCGAAGCUGGUCGGCGAAGAAGAGGAGUGGGAGCAACACAGACGUCGAUGGAGGAGGGAAGGAUCGAACCAAGAGAUACUCCAAACAGAUGACGGAUAGCCAGGCAUUAUUUGAAGCAGUAGAGCACCAGGACUUGGACACAGCGAGGUUGGUUCUGGAAACCAAUGGGCUGGAUGUGAACCUGGUGAACGAUGACGAGUUUACCGCGCUGGACAUUGCUGUCAUGACUAACAACAUGCCCAUGGCGAGAUUACUGCUGUCAUGCGGGGCAAGGGAAAACCCAAGAUUUUUGAUGAAGGAUGCGAGAGCGACUAAAUUGAAUACAUUAAUAAAUGAAGCUGAGGGCCAGGUGCAGGAUAUGACAACAAGAGUCGUCCAUACUGGACUCGGCAACUCCACAGGGUCAACAGGGUCAUCUAAGGAUUUGGAGAAACAGUUACGAGAUUGGGAGUGGAGGUUCAGGCUCCUUAAGCGGAUGAAGACAGGUUUCGAACACGCAAGAGUACCAGACCAUCCAGCAUGUGUUAUAUUAAGUACGGCUAGCAGUACGUCCCUACAGGUCAGAUUUGAGGAGCCACUGAAUGCAAAUGGCGCAGCUGUAUCGAGAUACAAAGUUGAAUGGAGUUGCUCCGAGGAUUUCUGUCCACUCUCUGGCGAGCACAUACUAUAUGAUGUCAGGUACCCUUCUUAUAGAAUACACGGCCUGCGUCAAGGUACCAAGUACUAUGUCAGGGUGUCGGCUUUCAACAUGAAAGGUUUUGGUCCGUCACAAACCCCCACCCCUCCUUUUGCAAUACCAUCAUGCUGGCGAGACAUGCACGGCAAUAAAUCUCGUUUCAGCGGUCGGCUCAACAUGAUCGAUGACCUCUUCCAGCAGGUCAGGGACACCAGGCCGACAGACUCCGGCGAAAUCAAGACAGCUAGUUCACCGAGAGCGUCACCAAAUCAAGUCAGGAAAACUGUCCGGAAAAGCCUCAAGAAUUUCUUCCAAUCAGCCCCCAAGUUCCAAAAACAUCUGAAAAGGGGUGUAUAUCUAGCAUCAGUCAUGUACAACGAUGACAAGGUGUUAGUAACGGCGGAAGAUCAACUUCCAAUUGUCGAGGUAGAUGAGACCUUCUCAAGUAGCAUCCAUCAAGAUUUCUUGUGGUUCCUCAAGGUGGCAGGAACGUGGGAGGACGUCGAUCUACUCCGCUCGGAUCUGGAGAGGACCAGCGGGUCGUCGCCGGCCAUUCUCUUCCGUGCCCGCCUCCUCCAAGCCGCUUCCCUCUUGCAGACGGCCCUCGGGACCCAAGAUUUGGGCCAGGUGUUCUACGAGCCCCUCAGGGACAGUCAUGGGAUCAUUAUCAUCACUAUUAUCAACCAAAUCAGGGAUCCACGGGUAAUACAAACGACGUCCUCAUUGAAAUGGGUGAACAUGAAUCGUAUACAGAAACGUAAAUCCAUGAACGUGGAGAACCCCAUGGCUGCCGAGAUGCUGCUGGCUUCAUUACCAGAGAAAAUCUUGUACCACCAAGUGAGUGGUAUCCGACUAACCAAAGGGCUGUACUUGGGCUACCUGAAGUUAAGGAGCUCAGUAGACACGAUACGAGUCCAGGUACCAGAGAAACUGCCGAGUGUGCUUCCUCACGUCAAGCUGAGGGAUAACCCCAACGUAUCGCAGGAGGAAUGGGAGUGGCUUCAUACAUUGGAUAAUUGCCAGUCCAAAAGAAACCCGACCAGAAUACAGGAAGAGUUCCAGCAGUUCUUGGCCGCAGGGACGAGGAAACUACUUAAGAAGAUGGGAGUAACAGAAGAGGAGGCGUUGACCCAUAGACUAUGUGACCUCGAGGUCAUUGAGAUGAACGAACAGGUUUCUGUGGUGUUGCUUUUCCCUCCAUCUGGCAGUGUAUGUCUAGGACCAGGCACAUCCGAUGAGUGGAUGGUCAGUAAAGAUUACAUAUCAAUACCGGUUCCAGUGUUUGAGAUGGUCCACAUGACGACGUAUCAACCGGAGUUCAUCCGUCGUUUCACUCGACUGUCAUCCAUCCUAGAGAUAGACUCGUUAAUAGCUCAGCAAAUGUUACGUGAAGCGUUCUCGUCGGACGAGGUCGAUAACGCCAAGCUGAGACAACAGCAGGUCUCGGACUUUCAACAGGCGCUGGAAACAACAUGGAAAGGUAUGCGAUGGAUAAUGGAUGUUUUACAGUAUGCAAGAGACAAGCAACUGAGGGGAGGUGUACCCCUCUCAGUGCUCUAUGCACCCCCACCAUCACCAGUGGACUCUCCCAUGGAUGUCAUUGGAGAUAUGGAAAAUGUAUUCAACGAAAAAGACAAGUACACGCUGCAGAUCCCAGUGAACGGCCAGACACAUAAUUUGCAGUACAUCAAUUCCACCAAUGAGAUGCCUUCUACUGGAAUCCUAAGAGUCUUCCCUGAUUAUCAUUCUGGCCUCGCUAAGGGAACAAGUUUAAAGCUACACGUCACAAGCAAGACGACCUGCCGCGAAAUCGUCAGUCUCGUCAUACAGCAGCUGAACAAGGCUGUAGAGUCGCACAAUCUAGACUCGCCAAUCUACCUCGAGGAGCAGUGGGACGAUUUCGGUCUAGUGGCCAUCAUCAGCAAUAAAGAAUAUCAACUACGUGAUGACCACUGCCCGCUACAGCUGCAGAACCCCUGGACCAAAGGCCACCUCUAUGUUCGGACCAAGGAUGGGAGCGAGACGCUUCUCAGCACGGGACCAUCCACUGCGGUUUAGCUGCAGGCUCUUUGAGGAAUUCUUCUUUUUUAAUUCUUUCCUUCUUCCAAAGUGGAGUCAAGUUAUUCAAAAGUUGAGAAAUUUCGAGCCAAAGUGGAGUUUGAACCAAAGUUGUUGUCGCUCGGCACCAUCCACGGUGGUUUAGCUGCCAGCUCUCUUGGAGAAAAGCUUCUUCUUUUUAUUUGGUUGUUCUUUCCUUCUUCCAAAGUUGAGUCAAGUUGUUCAAAAGUGAGACAUUUCGAGCCAAAGUGGAGUUUGUUCCAAAGUGGACUUUUCACUUGGACCUACUUUUUGUAGAGAUAGUAGGCCAAAAUACUAGGGCUUAUUCAAAUCAAUUUGCAACAAAAAUUAUAUACAUGGGUCCAGUUAGACAAAUACUAUGUAUCUUAUAUGGCAUUUCGGCUGGUAAGUUACAUCUAUCAAGACAUGUCCUGUGGCCAUUACAUCAGUGUUUGACUCCAGCAGAAUGAUUUACUUUUCUCAAAAAGGUUAUUUUGUUAAUAUUUAUUGCUUACUAUUUUCUUAGGGCUAUGAAUAAAUUUGAGUUUUUCUGAAAUAUUUAUGGACUAACCUAAUCUUUAAGGAAGAAUGAUGGUGAUUCUAUUGGACAUCCUUAAAUAUUCUCUGCUUCUUUUCUGUUUCAUUUUAACAAAAAUAAAAAUUGAAAUCUAGAAGAGAUGACUGUAAAUUUUGUGCAGAGCUGCUGAAAAUAAGAAACUGCCAAACAUACUCUGGCGCUAAGCCAAAGCUAUUCGAAAAUGAAGUCAAGUUGACAGGGCAAAUGUUAAAAGUGGGCUUGGAAUGUUCGUUUGUUUUAAGAAACAAAGGCUUUUUUUUCUCAAGGUUAAAGUACCUAGUCCAUGUCAAAUUUUUGAGGUUUUAGGGUAGUUGUUUUUUUUGCCUUUCAUGUUUCAGUGAAGGUAACAUUUAUCAUUGCCAAAAAUACCUGGCUUUCUGUAUUUGCAGACAGAAAUCACUCAACCCUUAUCACCCAACCCUGGCAUUGUUUUAAAGAGAGUCUACUGUUUCCUUUUUAGCCUUGAAUUCAGCUUUUUGUUAUUUGUUUUUCAAAUUUUUGUUGGGGAGGGGGAUGAUAAAUCAACCCAUCC